This is a messenger RNA of Morus notabilis, 1232 nucleotides long. RefSeq names its product 2-alkenal reductase (NADP(+)-dependent). The record is from RefSeq and is a predicted model, not a curated record. The transcript has 4 exons. The coding region runs from base 29 to 1066 and encodes 345 amino acids. NCBI's taxonomy places the organism in Eukaryota, Viridiplantae, Streptophyta, Magnoliopsida, Rosales, Moraceae. Gene Ontology annotation, molecular function: 2-alkenal reductase [NAD(P)H] activity.
UUUAGAGUAAGAAAGAGACAAAGAGGUGAUGUCAGGAAUGGAAGAAGUGAGCAACAAGCAGGUGCUUGCUAGAGACUACAUAAAUGGAAAUCCAAAAGAGUCUGAUAUGUAUUUGAGCACUGAAGCCACCAUCAAGCUCAAAGUGCCUGAGGGUUCAAAUGCUGUUUUGGUCAAGAACCUCUACUUGUCCUGUGAUCCUUUCACGCGAGGCACUAAGAAGCCAACACCUGACAUGAUUACGUUUUUCGCUCCAAACUCACCAGUAGUCGGGUUUGGAGUAGGAAGAGUUUUGGACUCAGGGCACCCUGAGUUCAAGAAAGGCGAUUUAGUUUGGGGAAUGACCAAGUGGGAAGAGUACACUCUUAUUACAAAGACUGAAGGCCUCUUCAAAAUCCACCACACUGAUGUUCCCCUUUCCUAUUAUACAGGAAUUCUAGGGAUGCCUGGUAUGACUGCUUAUGCUGGUUUCUAUGAAAUCUGUUCUCCAAAGAAGGGAGAGUAUGUGUUCAUAUCAUCAGCAUUUGGUGCUGUGGGUCAGCUCGUUGGUCAACUCGCAAAAUUGAUGGGUUGUUAUGUUGUUGGUAGCGCCGGAAGCAAAGAAAAGGUUGAAACAUUGAAGAACAAGUUUGGAUUCGACGAGGCAUUCAAUUACAAGGAAGAGAAGGACUUGGAUGCAGCAUUAAAAAGGUAUUUCCCACAAGGCAUAGACAUUUACUUUGAGAACGUUGGAGGAAAAAUGCUGGACGCGGUGCUGCUCAACAUGAGGCUCCACGGACGCAUAGCCGUAUGCGGAAUGAUAUCGCAGUACGAUCUGGAUGAGCCUGAAGGAGUUCGCAAUCUCAUGUAUCUUGUAUUCAAACGAAUCCGCAUGCAAGGAUUUUUCGUGUUCGACCAUUAUCAUUUGUAUCCAAAGUUCCUGGAAACACUACUUCCUUACAUCAGAGAAGGAAAGAUCGACUACGUCGAACACAUAGCUGAAGGCCUUGAGAAUGCACCUGCUGCUCUUGUUGGCCUGUUCUCUGGCCUCCAUGUCGGGAAAAGCCUUGUUCUUGUUGCUUCUGAGUAAUCUAAAAGCAUUGACAAUGCUAGAAUAGAACUGAUCUCACAUUGUAAAAUGCAAAAUUGUUGAAUCUUGUAUUAUUGUGCGACAGUUUUAAUAUACCUAUGGAUAUACAAUGAUUGCGAUACUAACAGUAAUAAAUUGAUUACUCGGUAGAGCUUUCCCUUUUGUG